Linum trigynum is the source of this 3331-nucleotide messenger RNA. The record is from the annotation of a GenBank genome assembly. NCBI's taxonomy places the organism in Eukaryota, Viridiplantae, Streptophyta, Magnoliopsida, Malpighiales, Linaceae.
ACUAAGUGAAAUUAUAUGACCAUUACUUUGUAAAGAAGGGUCCUAUGUUUGGGCUAAGUUAUUUCCGUUGGGUAAAUAUUAAUGACGACAAUAUAAAUAUCACAAUUAAGAACUUUUGAAAAACUUAUGCCACAAGACUUGAAAACUUAAAAAAAAAAAAGACUUGAAAACUUCAAAUGAGCCACCAAGGAUAGCUCAAGUGUUGAUGAAUAAGAUUUUGCAUUGUGUAGUUCUGAGUUCAAUUCUCAUUGCUUACUAUAUUCAGAAGAAAAAAAAAAGGAUCCAAAGUAAGAUUCAUUGUACAUUGAUUUUGAAAGUGCACAUUAUUGGAUAAGACUAAAAAUUAGAUUUUUACCCAUAAUUUUGCUACUCGCAUAUAAAAGAGAAUAAUGUAUCAAAUUAACCACAAAUUGCAUAUAUAUCAUAUACGUAUAAAAAUAAUACUAAUAGGAUUUUGUAUGACUUUGAAUAAAGACAUUGUAGAUUCUUGGGCUUUAGUGAAUUUUCACUAAAAUAUUUGAAUGCAAUUGACGUAAAUGUUCAUCCCUUAUUUCAAAUGUAUAAAUCAAAAUGAUACUAUCCAUUACAUUUGAAAUAAAAAGCUAAGAUUUAUAAUCAAAAUUACUAGCAAGAAGUGUAAAUUAUAUAUUUGUCUCAUUCUUUUAUGGUUUUAGUAUAUUACUAAUGUGAUAAAUAUAUUUAACUUGUUCAAUAUGAAUGGUAUACGACAAGUAAAAUUGUUGAAUUUUAUCUUUUAUUUCACUAAUGGGUCAGACUCUAAUCUAGUAAAAGUUUACAAUAUUUGGAAUUUUGUUUGUGUGCGUUUUUCUUCUAUUAAUUACUCUUUUUCUAGCGAAUUCUAUUAGUGUUAGUAUCAUAAUAAUACGUCGCUUUAUUAUACUAUCUUGUCACAUUUCUAAAAAUAAAAUACACACAUAUACUAUGAUAUAUAUAAAUAAUAAGCACUACUCUCCCUCUUCUCUUAUGUCUUUCCUCACUAUUUGGUCAUGUCGUUUGGACUCACCAAUGCUCCAGCAACCUUCAUGGCCUUGAUGAACCGAGUUCUUCAUGAGUACUUGGAUAAAUUUGUCAUUGUUUUCAUUGACGACAUCUUGAUAUACUCGGAGAGUCAGGAAGAACAUGAGAGGCAUUUGAGGUUGGUCUUGCAGAAGUUGAAAGAGGAGAAAUUGUAUGCCAAAUUCUCCAAGUAUGAGUUUUGGCUCGAAGAAGUCUUGUUUUUGGGACAUGUCGUCUCUGGACGAGGAGUAGAGGUUGAUCCCAAGAAGAGCGAGGCGGUGAUGAAUUGGGUUCCACCUAAGAAUGUGGCUAAGUUCGGAGUUUUCUGGAUUUAGCGAGAUACUAUCGGAGGGUUGUGCAAGGUUUCUCUAGCAUUGCCAGACCGAUGACACAACUGUUACAGAAGGGGAAGUCAAUUGGCUGGGAUGAAAAAUGUCAAGCAUCUUUCGAGCUACUGAAGGAGAAGUUUAUGUCCACACCAGUGUUGGCACUACCGACCAGUGGAUGAGAGUAUUCCAUCUAUAGUGAUGCUUCCUACCAGGGUCUGGGUUGUGUACUGAUGCAGGACAAGAAGGUGAUCGCAUAUGCUUCAAGGAAGCUACGACCUCAUGAGGUGAACUACCCCACCCAUGAUUUGGAGUUGGCCGCGGUAGUAUUCUCCUUGAAGUUGUGGAGGCAUUACCUCUAUGGGAGACUUUUACCAUUUACACGGAUCGUAAGAGUCUCCAGCACUUGACUAAUCAGAAGGAGCUGAAUAUGAGACAAAUGAGAUUGAUAGAACUUCUCAGCGACUAUGAUUGAACCAUCAAAUAUCAGCCCCCGUUAAGUUAAUGUGGUGGUCGAUGCUCUAAAUCGGAAGAGGGAAAACCCACUAUCGGAGUUGGUCUCUUUGAGAGCCAUUAAUGUGGAGUUAGAGUUGGUGGAGGCAACAAAGUUAUUGGCGACUCUAAAGAUUCGUCCCAUGUUGCAGGAACGGAUCAAGGAGAAUCAGGGUAGUGAUGUGGAAUUUUAGAAGUACCGGAAACAGGUACUAGUGGGGAAAGACACGAAGUUUGGGAUAGUGGAUGGAGUAUUGAUGUUUAAAGGAAGGCUUUGUGUACCUAAUGUCGAUAGGUUGAGGGAAGAUAUCCUGGAUGAGACCCAUUCUGCUCUUUAAACGAUGCAUCUCGGGGCAACCAAGAUGUAUCGAACACUCAAGGAACAUUAUUGGUAGCCCGCCACGAAGAAGGGGGUCGCGACUCACGUCUACCAAUGUUUGGAGUGUCAAAUGAUUAAAGUCGAGCAUCAAGUUCCACUCAUCCAACACUUACCACUAGAAAUUCCGGAGUGGACAUGGGGUAAGGUCACUAUGGAUUUCGUGUAUGGGUUGCCAAGGACCCCAAGAGGGAAUGAUGGUAAUUGGGUGAUCGUUGAUCGCUUUUCGAAGGUGGCACAUUUUAUCCCUAUCCGAUUUAAGCUGGGGAUGGAGGAGUUGGUAAGGUUGUAUGUGAAAGAGAUUGUCAGGCUACAGGGGGUGCCACUCAGUAUCAUUUUUUAUUGUGAUCCUAGCUUCACAUCGCGAUUCUUGGUUACUCUACAGAGGGCUAUGGGCACCAAGGUGUAUUUUUCCACUGCAUAUCAUACUCAGAUCGAUGGGCAAUCUGAGAGGACGAUACAGACGCUGAAUGACCUUUUUAGGGCUUGCGUUAUGACCAUGGAGGGUGCAUGGGAUGAACAUUUACCCCUGCUAGAGUUCACUUAUAACAAUCAGUAGCAUAGCUUGAUACAAGCAGCCCCAUAUGAGGUUUUGUAUGGGAGGAAGUGCCGCACUUCGUUGUAUUGGGAUGCUGAAGGAGUGAGAUAGUUAGAGGCCCCCGAGAUGAUGCAAAACGCCGCAUCAAAGAUAGAGGCAAUCCGUAAAAACUUGAAGGCAGCUCGGGAUCAACAGAAGAGUAAUGUCGAGAGGCCUGGAGUUCCCCGCCAACAUCAGGUGGGAGAUCGAGUUUUUCUGAUGGUGUCCCCUUGGAAGGGAGUGAUGCGAUUUGGCAAAAGAGGAAAACUCAGUCCUAGGUACAUUGGACCAUACGAAGUGUUGGAACGUGUGGGAACUUUGGCCUAUCGGUUAGCCUUACCCCCUAGCCUGUCAAGGUUCCACGACAUUUUAUAUGUUAGCAUGCUAAGGGCAUAUCGGUUCAACCCGGAGCAUGUGAUCAGGAGAAGGACAUCCAGUUGGAGGAUGAUUUGAUGUAAGAGGAAGUCCUAGUACAAAUCGUGGAUAGGAAGGAGAAGGAUUUUAGGAGGAAGAAGAUCGUUACAGUAAAGGUCAUAUAGAAGA